AUGCAUGCCAACGGUGCAUCCACUCGGCACCGGUUUUCCCACAGCGUGCCAAGGUCCUCACCCACCACACUCGAAGCAUUUUCUGAAGACAACGGUUGCGCAGCGUUCAGGAUAAAAGCCCGUAAUAUGGACUGUGAAGUGGAGGUGGAGGGCGAGGAAGGGGACUCCAGCUUCUACUGUGAGCUGUGCGAUAAACAGUACGUGAGACACCAACAGUACGACAACCACAUCAACUCCUACGACCACCACCACAAGCAGCGGCUGAAGGAGCUGAAACAGAGGGAGUUUUACAGAGCGCUGGCCUGCAGGAGGCAGAGGAGACGCAGGGAGGAGAAGAGAGAGGAGAGAGCGCUGAGGAGGCUCCAUAAACAUGGAGAGAGGAGGACGGGAGAGUGCGCUCCAGGUUCUGGUCCCAUGUUCCGGUCCACCACGGUGGCGGUCGAACCAGCGGACCAGUCCGGACCGGACUUUGUGCAGAACUGGGACGACAUCCGUACCAGCAGCUCCGCUCUGGGAUCAAAGCCUCAAACGUCCCUGGUGGAGCCCUUCCUUCCUCUGGACCCUGCUCUGGAAACCAGACUCCUGAGCGACACGCAGUGGGCGUACGACCCGACGGACGCCAACAGCUCUACGACAACCGUAGCGGCUGAAUCCUGCAUCCUCAGCAAAACCCAAACGGACUACAAUGACCCGAGCGCCACAAACACUGACAGCGAAAAUAUCACUUUGACCAAAAGCAGCCACUUUAACAAGAUCUCCUGGGCUCAUAAUUAUUUAAGCAACCCCAUUACUCCCAAUAACAUCCCGACAACUGCCACGGACACCACUAAUGGCUCUAUUUUCAACAAAAACUCUGACGCCACUGCAUCUGCCGUUACUUCUCAAAUCAGCAUCAACGAAAGCAGAGCAAUGUGCGGACAAGGUGUCCAGUCCGUCCGCAGCAGAGUCCGCCCUGUGUCCUUCUCGCUGCCCAAAAGAAGCUGCGUCCUCCUCCACCAAUCAGCUGCCGUCUUCAUCCAAGCCGGGCGAGGCUUGAAACAAGAUGGCGUGGCGGCUCAAGAAAGAGCCAAAGAUCUGGGGGAGAAAGUCUCAGAUCAGCAGCUCAAAUCUCGCCUAUCUGCAGACGUGGACAGUGUUGGUGUGAGUCACUGGGACACUGGAAACCAGUGCAGUGUGGACACGAAAACUGCAAUCCAGCACCCUGAGGGUGAAGCCAAUAUGUCUACCGAGACGGGACCUGGAGGACUCUCUGGGACCGGAGCCCAAGUUCCUUUAUGUAAUCGCAAUGUGAUCGGAGUUGAGGACUCUGUUAUCAGCGGGAAUGGAGCCCAGCUCUCCUUAUGUAAUGACAAUGGGACCAGAGCCCAAGUCGGCGCUGAAACUGGGACCAGUGCUCAUUUUUAUUUAAACAGCGAGACACCGGGACAGAUUUCUGACACAGCCGUCGUGAAAGAUUCAGUACGCAGGGACGGCGAGGAUGCAGACGAUGCAGAGCGCGUCACCCAAGAGUUGAAAGAUCUGCUCUGCACCGCUACAAAUCAAAAACCGGAUGUUUUAAACGAGACCAAAGAGUCUUCAAUCCGAACUCAGCCCAAAGAAUCCUGUCCUAAAGAAUCCGUGCCGCUAAAUCGUCCCAAAGAGCCGUUUUGUCGCGUGUUGAGCCGAGACGGUAGCCGGGUUCUCCUCUGGCCGUCGGAGAUGGUCAGCUACACCAAAACGUCGCCCUCCAUCUCUUUCAGCAUCAACCCUCUACUGUACGACUUCAGAGCUCAUAACCGGGCUAAGGAAGGGGGCGAGGAGAAGAAAGUCGGGCUGGAGAGAAUAAAGCCGCCUGUGAUCAAACAACCCGACUGCCAACAGAGGCAGGAGGAGGGUAUGGAGGGAGGAAGGGAGGUGAAGAUAGAUGAAAGGGAAGAGGAGGAUGAAGGGGGACAGGCAGGAAAUCCUAUAGAACCUGUAGCCCAUUGUAGCGCCGGCAACGCAGUUCCAGACCGCUGCGACUGCCGUGAUGAAAGCGCUUUAAAAUUUGUUUCCGCAGAAUGCCACCUUGCGCCGUCGCUCGGCCUUCAACAAACAGGCAGGAGGAGGAGGCGUGAAAAGGGAGGCCAGCCAGCAUCAAUCCCAGCAAUCAGCCUCCGGGUGGGGCCCGGGGCUCAGAAAGCUCCUCUGUCGGGGUGCCGCAUGUAA
Messenger RNA from Plectropomus leopardus (leopard coralgrouper), 2187 nucleotides. The record is from RefSeq and is a predicted model, not a curated record. Lineage: Eukaryota; Metazoa; Chordata; Actinopteri; Perciformes; Serranidae.